Messenger RNA from Armigeres subalbatus, 5482 nucleotides. Its product is annotated as protein jim lovell-like. Gene Ontology annotation, cellular component: nucleus. Gene Ontology annotation, biological process: regulation of transcription by RNA polymerase II. The record is from RefSeq and is a predicted model, not a curated record. The transcript has 4 exons. Lineage: Eukaryota; Metazoa; Arthropoda; Insecta; Diptera; Culicidae. The coding region runs from base 1603 to 4152 and encodes 849 amino acids. Gene Ontology annotation, molecular function: protein binding; DNA binding.
AUGUGUUUUGCGAUAUAUGUUUGAGAGACUCCGGCCGUCGCGCUACAACCUUUCAGUCGGUCUCAAGCAGUCACGGCGUAAAGCUCAAAAUGUGCGGUUCGAUUGUUAAAAUUUGGUUUAUUUAGAGUUUUUUGGACAUCCAAUACACAUUGCACCACCAACCGAGAAAGAGUUGCAAUUCGGACAGCUGUGGAAGGGAGUGAUUCGUAUGAACAGGUGUAGGAAAGUGGUUUGAAUUCAGAGGCCAAAUCUGUUGAUCGGGUCAGAUCGGAUGUGGUUUAUUCGAAGAAAAACGCGAUCAAAACAGAUAUUGCUGCGAAGAUUGGCAUCGUAGUUGAAUGCGACACCGAAAAAGAAAAAGAAGAAAAAUUUUAAAACCUUUGGGCCGACGAAAAGAAGAAUUUUAUUUCAUCGACAAGUGUUUCGGAAUCUUGAAAAUUGUGCAAUUUUAGUUAUGUUCUAAACUCAACCUUAAAAGGCAGUGAUUGAAGCUUUCUCACGAAGCAAACAAACCAAGUGACAAAAUCGCAGCAUCAUCACCCAGCAAGAAACAACAACCAUUCCUUGGGAAUUCCUGCCAAACAAAAGAACCCGGGAAAGGUCUGGAUUUUACGGUUGGAAAUUCCCUUCUGCCAACUCAAGGAUCCCAGCUCGCUCUCAUAUGUGAACCGAUGCAUGAUCUAAUUUAUUGCUUCACUCGAGAAGGGUCACACCGGAGUUCAAAGGACUCGAAAGGCAGCCUACCUGGAGUCAUGCAAGCGAGUGGAACCGUCCUGAAAUAACAAAGCCAGUCGCAUUGUGUACCGUCAUUGCUCGCUCGUAAAAAGGACGACGACAGCGGCGCAGCGACCUCAGGAAGGUCAAUAAAAUAUGUCACCGCUCUAUCAGGUGACGAUGAUCCAGGGUAGCUCGGUUCGGGAAGACAUUUCUUCGCCGUUUGGCAACAGGGAGGAAGCCACACGGACGACGACGACGACAACAACGAUUAUCUGCUGAGCAGCCAAAUUGCCCAUGCUUGUCGGGGUGCAAUCGUUCCUUUUUCGGACCGCUCAAAAUUUCUGGACUUUUGUGGAACAAAUUAUCGAAAGGUAGUAGGAAGAAAAACCUAGUUUCGAAACGGAUAAAAAGUGCUUAUUGUGAUUAAGUUUGAGGAAAAAAAUAUCAAAACAACUUUCGGGAUUCUUGGUAGUGCGUAGAAUAAAUAAUCGAGCUGACAACAAAAAAUCGUCGUGAAUUUAAGUUGGUGUCUGAAAGCAAGGUCAGCCACUUGUGGAAAUUCCAAUAAAUUAAGGCCGAACAAAAUUACAAUUAACUCGAUUUGUGUUUCGUGUUAUCAUCACUGAGUUGGAACAAAUAUUUUGGAUAUUUUGCUGUAGUGAACGAUAGAUACCCAGUGAAUGUCGACGUGGUUUUCUGUGUUUAGUGUGUGAAUGUUCGCCGUAAGCAACCACAAGCGAAGAAAGGAGACCAAAAGUUACGUAAAAGGAUUUUAAAACAUUUCUCCUCCGAGGAAGCGUUUCUAGUUGAAGACCGAGCGACAUCGUCUUCUGAACGAGACCCUCCGCAAACUGUCGCGCAUGCAGCUGCCUGACUAAAGGCCAGAUGAAAGAAAAGUACGAAAUCAUGACGGACCAGGAGCACUACAGUCUUCGGUGGAACAACCACCAGAACCACAUUCUGCGGGCGUUCGACACUCUGCUGCAAACCAAAACUCUCGUUGACGUCACGCUGGUCUGUGCCGAGACGAGCAUUCGGGCGCACAAGGUCGUCCUAUCGGCGUGCUCGCCCUUCUUUCAACGAGUGUUCUCCGAAACUCCCUGCAAGCAUCCUGUGAUAGUGUUGAAAGACUUCCGCGGAUGGGUGGUGCAAGCGAUUGUCGAUUUUAUGUACCGCGGUGAGAUCAGCGUUCCCCAGGAACGGCUCUCGGUGCUUAUUCAAGCAGGAGAAUCUCUUCAAGUUCGUGGACUAGUCGAUCACCCCGUAGCAGGAAACACACCGACUCCAGCGCAGUCGCCAGAGGACUUUAGCCUACUGGACUCCUCACUAAUAUCGCCAACUUCGCCGUCACUUCCGUCGCCAAACUUCAACCACCACCAUGCCCGCCACUCGCACCCGAACCCCGCGGCGACGAGCAUGCUGAGCGCCAGCACACCAAAGCUCCUGCUGCCACCGCAGGUGUUCGCCGACCCUGCUCUGAACCUGACCAACCCGGAUCUCUGCACAUCUCCAAUGCCACGCCGAAAGCAGGCUCGCCCAAGACGCCGAUCAGGUGACUGUGCCCCUCAAGAUCUCAGCAGUAAACCCACCAGCCCUGUUCCGCCCUGUAUCGACGAUAAGGAGGACGAAGACAACGAAAUUGACCGCGAAGAUGACGAUGAACAGGACGAUGAGGAUGACGAUAUCAAAGAAAUCAUUCGGAGAAGCGAAAGUGAUGACAAAAAGGAUUCCAGCCCACAGAAAACGCCAAGCAAAGAGGAAGACAACGAAAAAGACAGCAAAAACAACUCGACCGCUUCUACGGCCAGUAUUUCCGGAAUGGAAGGUCCCGAAAACCUGUGCAUGAAGAAAUCCUCAUCCUCCAGUAGCAGCUCAAGCAGCGGAAACAUUUCCUCCCAUUCGCACAAGGACGGCAGCUCUCGGCUAUCGGAUCCAUCGAGCUUGAAGGACAGCCCCCCGGAACCCACAAUUGGUCGACUCUCGUUGAAAGACAUCCGGCAUCUGAAUCGCUCUUCGCUGGUCCGUUCGAUGAGUUCCCUAUCGCCUCCACCUUCGUUUCACCUGAACAACAACCCUCCGUCGCGCCUCUCCCUCUCGGAGAAACGAGUCAAACUGGAAGACCGCGAUGACGAUCGGCUCGGCGACGACGACGGGUCCCAUUUUUUAGAACACAUGGACCUGGCCUUGGCCGCCCAUCAGCACCCGUUGGCGCAUCUUUCGCACCGGAAUUCCUCGCCCCAGCUGCGACCACCGGGCCUCACACCGGACGGCGACAACAACAACAGCAGUAGCAGUAAGAACAACAACAACAACAGUGGAUCCGGCCCGGGGGGAAUGGGAAACGGAUCCAGCCGGGAUGGCGGCAGUGGUGCCGGCGGUUCGCUCGGAAUGGGCCCCGGCAAGGAGGGCCGACUGGGCCCGAAGGAUUUUCUGCACAGCCCGACGCUAAAUUUUCCGCCGUUCUUCAACCAAUCGGACGGCGGUGGGGCGCCGAGACCGCCGCACUCGCCGCUGUCCUUUCCGCACAUGCCGUCGGUUUCGUCGCUGACGCUGACACCGCCGCACAUGUUUGGUCUGGACUCCCCGCUCGGCCUGUUUCCCCCGGGGAUGGACCCCGGUAAAAUGUACAGCCCGCUGCUGGAAAUGUCCGACCCCCGUGGAAUGCACCACGACGGCCCACCGUUCCAUCUGAAGAAGAAACUGAAUCGACCGAAGGGACAGCAUUCGGCACCCCGCGGAGGCCCACCCCGGUCCUGGACCAACGCCGAACUGACCGAAGCGCUGCAGCACGUGUGGAACAAAAAGAUGACCACCAGCCAGGCGUCGCGGAUAUUCGGCAUCCCGUACAACUCCCUGCUCAUGUACGUCCGGGGAAAGUACGGCAAAAGUCUCAAGCUGGAACAGCUGCGAAAGGACUGCAUCAGUGGACCCCCGAUCGAGCUGCUCCAGAUGGGAAUGAACAACAACAACAAGGACAAAAAGGACGGCCAGGACAAGGACAUGCCGCUGCAUCACCCGGGCGGUAAUCCGAACGGAAGUGGUAACGGAAGCGGGUCGGACCAACGGGGCCCCCGAUCGGCGUCCUCCGAACCGGAACUGCUGUCCAGUCCCAAUGCCCUGUUUAAUCCGUUCCCGCCCGGGUUCUAUCCGGACUUUCCCGGUGGCUUUCCGGGACUGCCCCUCAGUAUGCUGAAUCUCCUGCCUCCGGAUCGGCACCAUCCCGGUGCGCACCAGCUUCCGAUGAGCAUCGACGAGGACUGCAAGAGCGACCGAUCGAAGCAGUCCAUGGACGAUGACUUCCCACAACCGUUGGCACUGAAUCGGUCCUCCGCCCUGAGUGGAUCCGGGGCGGGUAGCGGCGGUUCGGAUCGGGGGUUGGAUGGACCCCCCACCGACAGUCGACGGGAGAUAUACCAACAGAACGGACAGGACUAAUAUAUGUACUUUCUUGACCGACUCAAGGCAAUGCCGCGGUAUCCCAAGUGGGUAGGUUGAGAAAGGUAGCGAAAGGGAAUCGAGAGGCGAAAGCGCGGGAGAAACAGAGUGAAGAGUGAGAAAAGCAACAAACAACUUUCGGCUGUGUGAUACAAAUUGAUGACGCGAUGAACGUCGACAAAGCUCCGAGCAAAGUGCGCGCCAGCCCCUACUUUAUCGAUGUGGUUGGUGUCCGGGGAGUGAGAAAGCUGACCGCCAGUACGGUUGACGAUGACGGCUGGAGCGAAUGAGCCGCUGCAUGUCGACUAAGCUUCGGCGGCGGCGGCAGCAAAAGCUGCACAAAUUAAACAGAGAGCAAAAACAACAAACGAAAACGUGAUAGCGGUUAGGUUUUAUGUUAGUUCGAAUGAUUCCUAAUGAUUUUAUUUCUUUGUUUUAUAAUUGGUAUAUUAGUUCAAUCAUUAUUUAAAUGCAAUGUUAUAGUAGAACGAAUGCAAUAUUUUAUUUUUGUAAUGAGAAACUGUAAAAUAUUUUAUUUUAUUACGAUUAGUGAGCAAGCAAAAAUAUGCAAGUUAAAUCCUUUGGGGCAAUAUUUAUACUCGAAAAAUUGUGCGAAUAGAGCAAAUUAGGUUUAGUUUCGUGUCUUUUAUGAUAAGUUCAGUGAGAUGGUGCUUUAUGGAAUAUAAGUUUUAGUUCUUACUUGCGAAAGCCAAACACACCGACCGAUAACUAAAAGAGAAAAACAAAUGCAGUGAAAGCAACACAAUGACAGGUCUCUUUCAGCAAGCUGAAGAGAACAUCCACAAACACGAAAAACAAUAGAACUACUAAACGUAAGAAAUGAACAAACGUGCUUCCUGAGUAUAUAAGUUAAAGUAUAAGUUUUAAAAUCCAAUCUACAGUGAAACUAUAGGCAGAGAAACGAAUGCGUCACAGAUCUAAUUGAGAUAAGUAGCUGGAAAAUAGAUGGUACAGGACAACCACACACAAACACACAUAAACAAACGAAAGAAGGAAUCUACUUAACUACGUAUAACAAUAGCUAAUUUAUUUAUGAAAUCAUAACUAAGUAAACGCAAGCAUCACACAACGCUGAUGUCAUAGUAGGAGCAGUAUAUUUUGGUUACGUUUAGUUUCCAUUGUAGCAUAAUUUUUAUUUUUGUUAAACAAUUUGAUAGUGGAUAUCAUUUCGAGCUGCUAUGAUUUAUGUAUAUUCUAUUAUUUACUCUUUUCCGCACCACCAGCGUACUUCCAAGAAGAAGCAAACGGGAAAAAACAACAAACGAUACAGUAUUAAUCAAAUAAAUACAGCAAUUUUACACAACUUCGA